Messenger RNA from Mycena citricolor, 2660 nucleotides. The record is from the annotation of a GenBank genome assembly. NCBI's taxonomy places the organism in Eukaryota, Fungi, Basidiomycota, Agaricomycetes, Agaricales, Mycenaceae.
UACCACGACCCUCCACGCACUAUCCACGACGCGCGCAGUUUACACGUCGCGACGUAAAUCAACCCAUUAACCAAGAACCGCCCUAUCUGCGCUACAAGAUGUCUUUCUUCCGAGGAGGCUCCAACCCCCCGCCACCAGGCCCAGGGAACUACAACUCGUUACCGAACGGUCCUCGCCGGGUCCCACCUUCAUCCCAGUACGAUUCGCGAGGAGCAUCACCGCAAUCGAUGCAAAAUCGUGCACCGCCCUCGGGGUAUAACGAUCCCCCGAAUGGCUCGUUCGAGAAGCGCGGAUACGGUAGGCCGCCACCGCCAUCGUCCGGAGGAGGAGGAGGCAGCUUCGGGGUCGAAGGGUCCACCUCAAACGGCCUCGCACUGACGAAUCGACUGAUAGUGCAUCCGUCAGACUUCCAGGCGGGCGAGCAUCUCCUGUGCAACGGACAGUUCCCGGUGACGACGAUCCAUGACGACACAGGGAAGCUGCGAUCAGGGAGCGUCGGCGUGUCUGCGAUGCACCGCCAAUGGAUCGGACUCGCGGUGCAGGGCGACAAGGUAUCGCUCGACCCCUGCCCACAGCCCGACUACCUGCAGUCGCUGGACCUCGAGAUGGCGUACUUCCGCAAGACGGACACGAGCCAGCAGUUCUCCGCGGACGACCUCGCGCGCAACUUCGUCAAGGCGUACAGCGGCAUCGUCAUCGCGACCGGCGAAUGGCUCAUCUUCGACUUCCACGGGCAGACGAUCCGGGUCAUGGUCAAGGGGCUGUCCGUCCUCGAGCUCGCGGAGCCGCAGCAGCAGCGCGGAGGCCGGCGCGCGGACAUGGGUCCCGAUCCGCGCACGUACGGCAUCCUGAUGGAAAAGACGGACGUGACGGUCAUGAAAUCGGCCGAGGCGAAUGGGCUCAACAUCAAGGCGAGCGGGAAGAAGGCGCCCCCGAAUGCGAUCCUGGCGCCGAACUUCAAGUUCGAGGACAUGGGUAUCGGUGGAUUGGACACGGAGUUCAACGAGAUCUUCCGUCGCGCGUUCGCCUCGCGUGUUUUCCCGCCAGGGCUUGUGGAGAAGCUCGGUAUCACCCACGUCAAGGGUCUGCUGCUGUACGGUCCCCCAGGCACGGGAAAGACACUGAUUGCACGGCAAAUUGGGAAGAUGCUCAAUGCUCGGGAACCCAAAAUCGUCAAUGGCCCUGAGAUUCUGAGCAAGUUCGUUGGUGCUUCCGAAGAGAACAUCCGAAAGCUCUUUGAGGAUGCUGAGAAGGAGUACAAAGCGAAGGGUGACGAGAGCGAGCUGCACAUCAUCAUUUUCGAUGAGCUGGAUGCCAUCUUCAAGCAGCGUGGGUCUACUAACAACGGCACUGGUGUGGGCGACACCGUGGUCAACCAACUUUUGUCCAAGAUGGAUGGUGUCGACGCACUGAACAAUAUUCUGAUCAUCGGUAUGACAAACCGAAAGGACAUGAUUGAUGAGGCCUUGUUGCGUCCCGGCCGUCUCGAGGUGCACAUGGAAAUCUCGCUUCCCGACGAGCACGGCCGUCUGCAGAUUCUCACUAUCCACACGGCGAAAAUGAGGACAAACAGAGUGAUGGACGACGAUGUGGAUUUGCCCGAGCUGGCGUCCAUGACCAAGAACUUUUCCGGUGCCGAGAUCAACGGCCUCGUGAAGAGCGCGACCAGUUUUGCAUUCAACCGGCACGUGAAAGUGGGCACGAUGGCGGGAAUCAGCGACGACGUUGAGAGCAUGAUGGUCAAUCGAAGCGACUUUAUGCGGGCACUGGAUGAGGUACACCCGGCGUUCGGUGUGUCUGAAGAAGAACUGCAGUCGGUCAUCCAGAACGGGAUCAUCCAGUUCGAUGGGAACGUGGCCGAGCUGUUGCGCUCUGGUGCGUUGCUGGUGGAGCAGGUUCGCACGUCGACGCGUGCUCCGAUGGUCAGCAUGCUUGUCCACGGUCCUCCUGGUGCUGGCAAGACCGCGCUGGCGGCUGCCAUUGCGCAAGAGUCCGGGUUCCCGUUCAUCAAGCUCAUCACGCCAGACAACAUGGUCGGAAUGGGCGAGGCGCAGAAGAUCUCCGCCAUGGCCAAAGUCUUUGCUGACAGCAACAAGAGUCCCUUCAGUGUCGUUGUCAUCGACAACAUCGAGCGACUUAUCGAAUGGUCACCGAUGGGCGCGCGUUUCUCUAACUCACUUCUCCAGGCGCUGAUGGUCCUGGUUGGCCGGCGACCGCCGAAGAACCGCCGACUGCUGGUGAUCGCCACGACCUCCAACCGCGCGAUCCUCACCGACCUGGGCUUCGUCGACUUUGAUGUGACGAUGCGUGUCCCGCCGAUCACGUCUCUCGCCGCCGUCGAGCACGUGAUGCGGGAGGUCGAGCUGUUCGACUCGGACGCGCAGUACCGCGACCUGAUGCACAUGCUGCGCGAUGCUGGAUUCGACCAGAAGGCGAAUGACCCCACGUCGCGGCUGCAGAUUGGCAUCAAGAAGCUGCUCAGUCUGAUUGAGAUGGCGCGGCAGGAGCCGGACAACGUGGCGGAGAGGUUCUUGACUGCUUUGAUGGAACUAGAUCUGUAAUUGCGUAGCAUAGUAGUGUAUGUAGUGUGAAUGUAGAUAUGGGGACUUUUCCAUGCGAAGCGAGCCAUGCAGCGCGUACGUUCUAUAUAUGCGAUUCGA